Conger conger (European conger) is the source of this 1471-nucleotide messenger RNA. RefSeq names its product kinetochore-associated protein DSN1 homolog. Gene Ontology annotation, biological process: mitotic sister chromatid segregation; cell division. Lineage: Eukaryota; Metazoa; Chordata; Actinopteri; Anguilliformes; Congridae. Gene Ontology annotation, cellular component: MIS12/MIND type complex. The record is from RefSeq and is a predicted model, not a curated record. Bases 87 to 1175 code for a protein of 362 amino acids. The transcript is spliced from 11 exons.
AGAGUACGUCAGAAUGAUGGGAAGGGUAACGGAGGGAGGGUUGGUUACGGUGGAGGAGCGCGCCUUAAAUUUGAAAGUGAAACAAAAUGGCGGAGAGUAAUUCUCGAAAUCUAACAGAAAGUUUCAAGACCAAUGAUGACAUAAUGACGUUACCUAACAAGGAUACCUGCGCCGGCACCAAAAGGGCCGGCUCUAGGAGUCCUAGUUCAGAACGCCCCCAUAAAUCUCCACGCUCCACCCGAUCUGAGGACAACACCCUUACCCCAGGGACAGCGGAGGAGCAAACGGAGGACCAUGAAGGAAUGCACGUGGAGGAGGCACACCAGGAGGAGACGCAGACGAAGGAGCAGGAGAGCAAGGAAGAUGGCCCUGCCCUAAGCCCUCGUAGCCGGAGGAAGUCCUGGAGGAGAUCGGCUCGAUUGAGGCGCUCACUCCCUGCCCUGCCCAGCAACACCCUUGGUCUGUGCAGGGACAUCAGCCCCUCCCUGCCAGAGGAUGAGAGGCUGGAGAAGCUGAUGGAAUCAUCAAUGCAGCAGGCACUGCUGAAGCUGCAGGAAUCUCUUCACAGUACCCCAGGGGCCAGCCUGGACCGUCUGCAGGAGCAGGUGGAAACUGUUCAAAGAGAGUGGUGUCAUCUGGCGCAGGAUAUCAGGGAACAGGCACAAAGUCAGCAGUCCCAAACGAGCACAGAAAGUGACCCUGGCAUGCAGAAGACAAUGGAUCAGAUCAGGAAGUCAGUCCACAGAUUACAGACAGAGUGCGGAGUGUGGGAUUCUCUGCUUCUCAGACAUCGCAGUAAAGCAGAGGAGCUGGCCAGGCGUGUGGAGCAUGGGCGGGCGGAGGGGGUUGCCCUGGACGCCUCCUGUCUGGCUCAGUCCACACAGAGCCAGUUUAUCCUCAGGAAACCAGAUUACCACAGCGCCCUCCACAGGCAACAGGCAGUACUACACACCAUGGAGCUACUGAUGGAUUCUCAGUGUAAGAUAAUGAGGGAGGUGCUGUCCUUCCAGGAACAGUCUCACAUGCUGGUAAAAGAGACCAGCAGGAGAUUAGCCUCCAGCGCUGGUUUCCAGACACUCCCAUCUUCCCCCGUCCGGAGGCUCCUUGCUGGAUCUAACGGCUUCAAGCAUGACCCUUUGACCUCUGACACCGCAGGCCAUGCACUGUUCCCAUGACAAUGGAGCUGAUUUGCGCUCCCUGUCUCUGCGGUUUGCAUCAGAUAGCAGGCCAGGGUGGUGUAUCGGGGCUUAAAUCUGUGCUUAAUUCUGCUCGCCAUGAGCAGUGUUGGCCUGUCCUGCAUUUAAUGGCCUGAACUGUCGAUUGGGAUUUUGUGUAGCUUUCCUGAAGCUUUUUUUCCUCUGCAAAUUCUGAGGGAGGGAGCAUUAUAAUAUUGCAUAUCUGCAACUGUAUGAUUUCUGUCUAUCUCAUCCUACUCGUCCAAACCUGAUAUAAAUCGCUGCUUUUCCAUUUA